UUUCCAUUGAUCUUUGCGAAGUGGCAAGUGUUGAGCGUUGUCUCUCGUCGAGGGGUUGUGUCUUUUUUUUUCGUGUUCGUAUCUUUCGCUCGAAGCAAAACGAGAAGACAUCGGAAGUGUCUUUAAAAAGCGCGUCCCUUAUCUGUCGCCGACAUCUGUGCACUCGCCCUAAACCCGGACGCCUCCGAGGAGUGUUUCCUUAUUUUUGUUCCCCACCACUUCGAUGACGCCCGGACUCCGUUACCCGCUCCACCGAGUAGUACUUCCCGCUUGUUCGUGAGUGGUGAGCCGUGGUCAGCGACGAGUGCCCGCCGCACAAGUGCUUCCUGUGUUCCUAGUGCGAAGAGACGGAUUUCGUUUGUUUCUUUUCUUUUUUUUUUUUUACCGUCACCGAUGGCCCUCGCCAACGCAUCGGGUCGCAGCUACGCCUUCAAAGUUGUGCUGCUGGGCGAAGGUUGUGUGGGCAAGACGUCGCUCGUGCUACGUUAUGUCGAAAACAAGUUCAACGACAAACACCUCUCCACGCUACAGGCAUCCUACCUUGACAAGAGGUUGAACAUAGCUGGAGAGCGGGUCCAGCUGGCCAUUUGGGACACGGCAGGCCAGGAGAAGUUCCAUGCUUUGGGGCCCAUCUACUACAGGGACAGCAAUGGGGCAGUGCUUGUGUACGACAUCACAGACGAGGGGUCAUUCCUCAAGGUGAAGAACUGGGUGAAGGAGCUGCGGAAGAUGCUGGGCUCGGACGUGUGCCUCACCAUUGCGGGCAACAAGGUCGACUUGGACAAGCAGCGCAACGUCUCCGCAGCGGAGGCCGAGGCAUACGCCGCUUCAGUCGGGGCCACCCACUUUCACACCUCGGCCAAGCUGAACCGCGGCAUUGACGACCUCUUCCUCGACCUCAGCAAGCGCAUGAUGCAGGUGGCCAACACCAACGACGAACAGCAUCGCAACAGCCUCGGCCGUGGAGGUAACUCGCGGCGCACGGUGGUCAUCGUCGACGACAGUCCCGUGCAGAAGACUAGCUGCUGUGGAGGCUGAAAGGACUGUGCCGUCAUCCUCGGCGUUGCUACGAAAGUGCUAUUGUUUUUGUUUCUGUCCGGGAUAUUCUCGUCUGCACCGGACCGCCGCUCGGAAAGGCCACCGUGCCACCACAUUCGUCAGAUUUUCUUUGUUCCUUUGCACAGACUGGUUUUCAGUGUCUCUUCUUCCCUCUCUUCGAAGCAUGCCAUGUGCUGCUCUGCAAGCCGCUCGUGUUUCCACACAUUUUUUUACCGUUAAUCCUAAGAGCUUAAACCUCUCAAUGUGUCUCUGUGUGUGUGCGUGUGCAAGAGCAUCGAGGACUCGAAAGAAAGAAAAGCAAGUUAUUUUAUUAUUUCCUUCUCUUUGCAGUCUCUUUGUCAUGUAGAUUUUGUAGCAGCAGCUGUUUCGGUGUUUAAUAGAGCUUGCAAUGUCACGUAGGCAACUUGUAGGUGUGUUUGGUGAGCGUGCAAAACUCGAUUGUACGAGUGCGCAGGAGGAGUGUGGAUGUUUGUGCCGAGUGCCGAGUGGAAACGAACAGUUGUGCACACAUUACACUUGUGGCCAACGUUGUCGCAGAUCUCGUACGUGUCUUCAGUGUAAGGUGAUGUGGCGAGUCGGUAAUGUGAUGCCUCUUUGUACAGUGUAGUCUACCGUUAAAGGAAGCGCGUGAAUGUACAGUGCAUGCGAAUGUUUCCUUCUGACAAGCGUAUAUUAGCCCCUUUUGCACCAGAUGACUUGGAAUUGGUGGUGCUGGCGCCCUUCGACAUACCUGCGUAGUGCAGCUAGAAAGGCAGGAAAGUGGGAGCCACGCAUUAAAGUGUUCCGUUUAACAGUGGGCUGCACUGUACACCCUGCCAUACCACAGUUUUGAAAAGCACAGUUCACACAGUGGCAGCUGUCGAGCGAUAUUUUGUGACUUCGUAACAACCUGGCACAACAACUAAGUAGCUAAUUUCUCGAAAGCCAAGCAUCAGAUGUCUCGGGCCCACAUUUUGUGACAGUUAGUUAUUUUGUACAUUCAUUCCUCUGUCAUUCGCUUAUAUGCUACCAUUACAUGCACGAUCAGCCACUCGGCACAAUAUAUAAGGUUAGAGCCGGAGGAAGAGGAUUCACCAAAUAUGACCAUUGGAGGUGGUUCCUUAUUGCGAAAGAUAGCCAUAACUGUGGCAUCUUUACAAGUUGUUUUUUUUUUCUUUUUUGCCACAUUACCCAUGGCCCUCAGAAAUGCAGAAGAAAGCAGGCAGAUAGAAUCCCACCAUAUUGAGUGAUAACAAGGCCACUGUGCUGGAAUUAUCUUAUGAUAUGGUAUGUAAUACUUGCAAGUUCUAGCAGACGACACUAAUGCAGACUGUGUUUUUCUCAUGUACCUGUGUGUUGCGUACCUUGGACAGUGACUGCGUCAGCUAGUGUACAUAAUAAAAACGAAACACUACUUGUUCAUUUGCAUUACAAAAUAUGCACCAACUGAGGAGGUGUUUGCACAAAUUAUAGCAGCAAGGGUUGUCAGGGAGGAGCAUUUCUACUGAAACUGUUUCUUUAGUGGAAGGAGACUGCAUAUCUUUCUAUUAACUUUUGUAUAGAGUGUUGUGAGGAUGAAUUCAAAGUCUUCGGUAGUGAUAGCUUCAAGUCGUCUGAGCAUUCCUUUUGUAACUGAUGUGAACAACUAUUGACAGUAGUAGCUAAAUGCAAAACAGUUGUUGCUCAAAUUCAAUUGCGAGUGCACUGAUAAGUCAAAAAAUAGACCGGCAUGACCUGCGAGAAACGUGAACCUGAUGUGCAUACCAACAAAAGAGUGUGCAUUGCUGUGCUUAUGUAAAUAAGUUUUGUAUGUUAGUGUAGUUUUAUUAAACCCCAGAUCAUUACAGAGUUUCCCUGAUGGUCAGGAACACUGUGCUAUGGUUUUCAGUGGCUAGUUUGCAGUAAAAAUAAAAGGCGUAGUUAGUUUGCAAAGCGUGAGAAUUAUGCAGUGUACGUAUUUGUAUGUUAGAACGUUAGACCAAAUGAUAUUGUCCUACAUAUUGUCACUUUGUGACACUAUGUAGAAAUUGUGACAAAGUACAGACCUUAUUGAUGCUCUAGUGGACAUUUUAUUUACAACUCCACGGGCGACACAACUUAUUACUACAUCGUGGGUGAUAAUUUUGUAACAUGUUACUUUGGUGCCGAGGCACCUAGCAUACUCGGAGCAUUGCUGGCAGCAGGCAACGUGAAAAAAGUGAUACAAGAAAAUUUUGUUUACUCUGUCAAAUUUUGGCACAUUAUCAUCCUCGAGUUAAAAAAAAUGUAAGCAUAUAUAUUUCGCAUAUGGUUCUGCAUUCAUCCGUAGUACUGAUGAAAGCUUAUCCUGGAAAAGAGGCUUUCCCUAAGCACGCAUUUUAAAUCUGAUAUGUUUCAAUAUAGACUGUUGAAAUUUUUACAUGUUACUACGCACACUUCAGCAAACGUUACGAAUUCUUUUGGCAGCACAUUAACAUCGGCAGACAUCAGAACCAAGCUGAUAAUCAGUGGCAAACUCAUUAUGUGGCAUUUGCUAACUUUUUAAUAUUCAUUAAUUAUAAAGGACACACUAUUGCAAACGCUGCUCUAAGCAUGUCAAUUUUCUAGAAUUCCCACUACAUACACUAGUUCCAAGGCUGCCUAUGAAAUAUGUGGCAAAGCAGGUACAUUGAUGUUCCAGGAAGAUCUAUAAAGUGGAUCAAUAACAUAAUUUCUGCACAAUUAAUCCCUUGAUUGGCGCUUGUGUCGGCGCUCAUAGUUUACGCACAUGCUUUGAGCAGUGGCACUAUAGUUCUAAGACAUGUGCAAUUGAAUUUUGUGCCAAAAUUUAUUGGUGUUCCACUUAAAGCUUUUAUGUGUAACAGUAAUUGCAGCUCAAUUCUGGGCAGUAAUCCUUUGAUCAGUGCUAGUCCGAAGAUGUGUAGCAGUUGCUAUCUCCCAUUAUGCCGUUACAUGUUACAAGGCUUUGAGGAAGAGAAAAAAAAGAUUGGAAAUGCACACAAAAAUUGCUAGAAUGAAAAACAUGUAUAGCAUACCUGAUUAAAUCAAGCAGGCUUGGCGACUAUUUGUCACCUAGCCUAGUUUCAGAGUUGCACCUAGUUUCAAAGGGGAUGCCAAUAAAUCAUCAUCAUGUCCACUAAAGUUAAUGACAAAAUGCUAUUGUACGUACAUCGCAUAAUGAGUAUGUCACUGAUUAAUUGUGAAUUUUUCGUCCAUUAGCACUAGUAACCAAGUCAGGUUCCGGCAUGACAUGUCGACAUUGACAGUAACGAAAAUUUCAACUUCUAACUUUAAUGCUUUCUAGCAGUUUUUAAUUGGUAAAUAAUUGUGCUAUUCAUGGUUGUCAAUUGAAUGCAGAGUUAUUUCUAGCUAUUUAUUACACUCUGUGCAGGCAUUAUGCACAAAUACCUGUACUUACUAGUCGAACAUUGCUUGGAUGCUUUUCCACCGCUGAAGGUAAACGCGUGUGGCACCAUAUUAUGGCUUUGCCUGGCGAAUAGCCCAAUUUGACCAACUAGGUGCAUGCUUCGACGAAGUGGCGAGCUAUUAUGACAAGGCCAUGGCUUCAAAGCUGUUGAGUUGACUGGCAUAUUAUAUAUUUGCGAGCCUGACAAAUCCUUUGGGCCUUGCGAGACGGUGUGGCAUUGAUGACUCUGCCUGCUUCGUUAACUUGUGACUGAAUAGAAGCGAGUGCCACCCAUGUUCCAAAACUUGGCGCAGAAUUGCUAGAAGCUGAGGAACAAGGUUUGCCAAUUUUCUUUCUUGCAGCCGUGCCAUCACUGUUAAGCUGGAAUCCUGAGAGCCCUGGAAAUGUCUUGGGUAGCCUUGUCCACUCUGCUUCACAGUUCAGUCACAUCUAUUUAGAGUCAGCUGCUGAAAUUGGAAUCGUGAUAGACUGAAUCGCUGCCUUAUCAGCCUUCAGACAAGCAUGAUGUGGUUUAGUGGCACCAGAUGCAGGCAGAUGCAGGUGGUGUAGCAAGUUCUUCCUCGGAGUACUGAAUCAGCUGUUCAGUACACCGUGUGAAUCCAGCCUUUUAAAAAUGCUGCCAGUUUAAGCAGAUGUUGGAAAGUUCACACUCAGGAACUCAAAUGGACAUAUGACCUGCUUUUCUAUGAACUUGAAGCCAAAGCUGCUUUGCUAUUUUGUCCACCUUCCGAGCACUUUCAAGGAAAAAAGGCCCGUAUAAAGGAGCGAUUCCUCCCACGCACUUCACUUCAGAAGUGCGAAAAGGAAUGGCAUUGGCAUCGAAUUGUUACUUCAUCUCGGCCAAGAUCGCAUUGCAUUAUUUUGUUGUCUUUUGUUUUAAUGCACAGUUCACUUCUUCAGGUGGUGCUGGACAACCUCAAAGCCAGUGUGCACAGACAGCCUGAACUAUAGUGCCAUGAUGGCAAGAGAUUUAUGAAUAGAAGUGCAGCAGUUGUAGUUCUUGGGGAUGACUAAAAGGUUCUCAACAUUACAGAGUGACACAUACAUUCAAAAUUGUUGAAACUGUACCGUGCAGUUCUCACACUUAAAAAGGUUAGGCUUAGCAAGGAUGACAGUUGGGAAACAUUGUAAUUCGAUACUAAAGCUGGUUUCAAAAGGCUGAGCCUGGCGUCAUUGACAUUAUCUCGAUGUCAUGACGGAGAGCAAAAUAUGCUGAUGUCAUCCAGCAUUAGGUAUGGUGUCACUUGUAAAAAAAAAGUAACGAGGAGAGCUGCGCGGCAUUUGUUGUGGCUGUGCUCGUGUGGCAGCCACAGCAAUUGCAGGAAUGGAGCAAUGCAGUGUAUUGCGACGUCGUAAUGCACUCAAAACUGGUUACCAAAACUGGUUUUAUAAUUGAGUGUGACAGUAAAACGUUCAGGGCACUCCAACGCUUAUCACCAUUUUUCCCCGAGUUUAGAGUGAUUGGACCGUUAGCACAUAAAAAAUAAUGACAGGUCGGAAACAUCACAUUGGUGCUCCUUUAAGAAUGCAUAAAUGCCAUUGGCUAAGGAGAAUAUAACACGCUGAAACUUUCGCACAAGGCUUUUGAAUACUAGGUAUACCGUGCCAAUGUUAAACAGAGGCAACAGCUCUAGCAGUGCGCAAGGUUUUUCAUCUUGCAACCCUGAACAGAGCAGUUCACGAAGAACUGUGGCAAGAAACUAGUAAUGCCAUCAACACGGUGUGUCGAUACACAGAGCGCUCUAUCUGCAACAUUCGUGUGUGUGUGUAAUGACGGGAUGCCUGCGAGCUUAGGUGAGCUGCUCGAUGAGGUUGAACAAGUGUUCCAAAGCGUGUAUGCGGCAGGAGCUCAUGUGCUGUUCAAAGCGCUUUUCGUAAAACCGUAUAAAUGAGAUAUAAUAAAGUUAUAUAUGCAGAA
Messenger RNA from Dermacentor silvarum, 6362 nucleotides. RefSeq names its product ras-related protein Rab-21 (gene Rab21). The transcript is spliced from 5 exons. Gene Ontology annotation, molecular function: GTP binding; GTPase activity. The coding region runs from base 394 to 1038 and encodes 214 amino acids. NCBI's taxonomy places the organism in Eukaryota, Metazoa, Arthropoda, Arachnida, Ixodida, Ixodidae. The record is from RefSeq and is a predicted model, not a curated record. Gene Ontology annotation, biological process: Rab protein signal transduction.